UCCAAUAUGGCGGCCCCCAUUUAGGCAGCUCCGUGGUUUCUAACCCAGCAAGCCCCGGGCAAUGCUGAGCAGGUUGUCAUUCUAGCUUUAGCAGAAAGCUGCAGUUAAAGUUUGUUUCUGAUCACGGCUCCAGGAAACCGCCCUCCUCUAAGGUUCAGGAGUCGUCGCUUCUUCUAGUUCCUGCAAGUUCCGCCUCUGUCGCUGGGUUGUUUCCCGGGCCACCUCCAGACAUCCCGAGGUCCCAGAAACUCCCAGACCCAAACUAUGAGCCUUCAGCAGUUGUUGCUGCGCUUGCCCCGUUAUCUCGGAACCUCGGGUCCGCGACACCUCUGGUGGUCUGGGGCCCUCGACACAGUCUUUUCAGUGGGCUCCAGGCGUGGUCAGUCCUCCAGGUCCCCUACCCACUGGAACCAGGUGGUAUCAGAGGCGGAGAAGAUCGUGGGUUAUCCCACGUCCUUCAUGAGCCUCCGCUGCCUGCUGAGCGACGAGCUCAGCAACAUCGCUAUGCAGGUGCGGAAGCUGGUGGGGACUCGGCAUCCUCUGCUUACCACAGCCAGGGGACUUGUCUAUGACAGCCGGAAUAGCCUCCAGUUGAGAGGCUUGGUGGUGCUACUUAUUUCUAAAGCAGCGGGGCCCAACAGUUUGAAUGCUUCAUGUCAGAACUAUGACAUGGUCAGUGGGAUCUAUUCAUGUCAAAGAAGUUUGGCAGAAAUCACAGAACUUAUCCAUACAGCUCUCCUCGUACAUCGUGGGAUAGUAAACUUAAGUGAAUUGCAAUCUUCUGAUGGACCACUGAAAGACAUGCAGUUUGGAAAUAAAAUAGCUAUCUUAAGUGGAGACUUUCUUCUAGCAAAUGCCUGCAAUGGACUAGCUCUGCUACAGAACACCAAGGUUGUGGAACUUAUAGCAAGUGCUCUUAUGGACUUGGUGCAAGGAGUAUAUCAUGAAAAUUCUACUUCAGCAAAGGAUGAUUAUAUCACAGAUGAUAUUGGAAUAUCGACUUGGAAGGAGCAGACUUUUCUCUCCCAUGGUGCCUUAUUAGCAAAGAGCUGCCAAGCUGCAAUGGAAUUAGCAAAGCAUGAUGCUGAGGUUCAGGAUAUGGCAUUUCAGUAUGGGAAGCACAUGGCCUUGAGUCAUAAGAUAAAUUCUGAUCUCCAGCCUUUUAUUAAAGAAAAGACCAGUGACUCCAUGACUUUUAGUCUAAACUCAGCUCCUGUAGUCUUACAUCAGGAAUUUCUUGGAAGAGAUAUCUGGAUUAAGCAAAUCAAAGAGGCUCAAGAAAGGGGAAGAUUGGACUAUGCUAAGUUGCGAGAAACAAUCAAAGCUGGCAAAGGUGUGACUUCAGCUAUUGACCUGUGUCGUUACCAUGGAAACAAGGCACUGGAAGCCCUGGAGAGCUUUCCUCCCUCGGAGGCCAGAUCUGCUUUAGAAAACAUUGUGUUUGCUGUGACCAGAUUUUCGUGACACCAAAUUAAAAAGACACUAUUGUUAGCUGAAAAAACUGGGGAAUAAGGUGAUCGGGAGAGCCUUCAUGAUGAAAUAUCUAAACAUGUUAAUGACUUUAAAAACAUACAUUUUCACCCUGCCUUUUAUCACAUUGCUAAAUGAAUACUGCUUUCUUUUUGGAACUGCUGCAAACAAAAUUAGAAGGAAAAAGGUCAAGCAGUUUUCACUUGUCACGCCAGAAGCACACUUGAGGAUGCAGUAGCAGAAAUAAUUAAUGAGAUUCACUCCUGUGACCUCAGCAAAUGGACAGGAAAUAAGUCCUUAUUGAUUGGACCAAGCUAGGGAUGGCGCCAGGGCGGUGGCCUGUGGUUUUCCUUCUAGAGAGGACAGAGCUAGCUGGAAGCUGCAGGUGUCAAGAGAAACACUAUCUCUGCCAGCCAAUAGGACUGUCAAAUCAGAAACUGGCGACUAAUUUGUCAUCACAGGGAGCAGUUCAAUGAUUAAGAAAAUGCUUUGUCUUUUUGCAGUUAUCUCUGUAUUCAUAGAUACAGUGUGAAUAUGCUUUGCACCUCAUAAUUUUUGAGAGAUUGGGAAAGGGGGAAAUGUCAAUAUUUGAAGUAGGAGAUUAAAAUGUUAUCAGAUCUUAACUUGGUUGUAGUAGGAAUUGCCUGUUUUUCCUUCUUAAUGACAAAGUCUUUUCAAACACACUUCACAGAACCAAAGUUUUUUUUUUUUUUUUUUUUUUAACCUGAGCAGGAUGCUUUUUUCAAGUAAAAUGUAUUCGUUUGUAAUACCACGGAGUAGAGAAUACCUUUAAUUUUUAUAAGUUUCAGAUAUAUAAUGGUUGUAUAUUGUUGUUUUUUUUUUUAACCUCAGAAUGUCAAAUUUUGGUCUUGAACCACAGACAUCCAAUUACAGAAAGAAUAUAAGCCUGCAAUCGGACACUGUCUCUAUGUGGUUCAUAAGAGAUGAUUUUUGUGGUUUGCAUGCAUGCAAUAUGAGAACUUCGUUGACAAGAAGGCUGAGUUUACAUAAAUGAUCUAGAUUGAGACUCAGCUACCUUUCUUCCUUAUGUAGUGUAAUUACAAUCCUAUCUGGAGACAGCGAACACAGCAAACAGAUUUUAUUACCUCAUUCUACUUCAACACUAAAUGAAGUUAUUUUAAAAUGUUAAAUUUUCCCUCCCCAAAAGUUACAAAACUGUCUUUCUCAGGGCCCAGUAUGUGGGAUGCAAUUAAGAAAAGAGAAAAUACAAAGCUGCAGAGGUUAAUGUAUGAUGAAAUAUUUUUAAAAAUACUCAAUAUUAAUUGUACAGUUUAUGAUACAGCAAUGCGAAAGCCUAGAUUUAUCUUAAGAGAACUCCACUUUUCUGUUUGAAGUGUCUUUUCUCACAGAAAUUGGCUUAAUUAGUAACUCUAGUUAGAGAUUUUAGAUCAGAGUAGGUUUUAAUCAUUAACUUCCACCAAGGAGGAGUCAUGCUUUGUGUUCUCUGCAUAUGCAGGAACUUGGAGGUGUAGGUUUUAUUAAGCAGAUGGUCUAGUUCUGCAGGGCACAGAACAGGAUCCUAGGCCUUUUCUAAUUCUGGCUUACCAGCUGGUUUGCUGUAUGACCGUAAGCAAGUCGUUUUCCCUGAGCCUCAAUUUCCUCAUAUAUAAAAUAUGAUUAAACAAGAAGAAUGUAUGACGUUCCUUCCUGAUUUGUUUAAUUUUCUAAAAGCUUGCCAUUUCUGACUGUUCAGAUAGCAGAGAUGCCAUGUGAGAUUCAGGGAGAAAGAAAGCUCUGAAGAAAUGCAGAAGACAUAUAGCACUUUCCCAGGUGACCUAACGUGUUCCCAGCCUGCUCUCCUUUGGUUAACACGUAAUCCUGGGCUCUUCUGUUUCAACACUCACCUUGCUGCUUUCUUUGGGAGCCUUUCCUACUUACCUCUCCUCUUCCCAGCUCCCUUUAUUUACUAUACCGACCUUUCCCCACACCUUGUGCCUGCUGCCUUGCUUCCUGGGCUCAGCGGCCCACGCUACCAUUGAGUAGUUCCUGGCCUCUCCCCUCCAGUCAGGUCUUCCCUAGCGGAGUUCUCAUUUCCUUAGCAUCUUGGCAAGCUUUUGUUAAAACCCACCUGUUGGCCAGUUCAUGCCAAAGUAUUAAAUGUUACUUGCCUUCCUCAGGCCCCUAGAGAGAAUUUAGGGGCUUCAAGCCAUCUCAGUCAUACAUCAAACUACUGUCUGGGUGCAUGCAAAUAAGGUACUGACAAAUGAGAGUUAUUAGUCUUAGGUGAUAUCCGUCACCCCUCUUUGUCCACCUCCCCCGCCAUCCCAAGUUUCGUACUGGAGGGAAAAUUUCAACCAUUAACCAUUGUCCUGCUUCCCUCUACUUGGUCCAAACUUGCAAGUUUGUUCUUCCAAACCUCACUCACUUAAGGUCCCUGAACCCACCUUCAUUCUCCUCCCUAUCAGUUUUCUCUUUGUUGAGUAUAAAGGCUUAUUACAUGUAUACCAGUCAACAGAGAGGACUACCUGUGACUGACUGGCUUGUCUUCAUGUUAGAGGACAAGCAGAAUGAGGGGCACUCCAGGACCCCCAAACCUGCCUGCUCUGAAUUGGUUCUGCCAUAUGCCUCAUAAAAACAAACUCUUAGUGUAUAAGACCUUCAAUAGAAAAAAAUGAAUAGACAUGCUAUGCAAUGAAGAGAAGAGAAAGAAUAAAGGUUUCCUAUGAAACACCCAAAGUUACCCAUCCCCUCAUGGGUAAAUACCCAGCCAAACAGGGUUGGCCCCAAGCUGGGCAGCCAAGGCCCAAAAGUUUGCCAUAAGCCUGAUGAUGUACCUUCUGGUGGGAACUUAUAGGAAAGGGGCAGAAGAGGCCAGGCAAAUCUGGAAGGAAAAGUGCAAAACCAAAAUACAAGUCAAGAUAAAACCUGCUGUUGUCAGUUUCCCUAUGGGUCUCACCCACGCCUGUCUCUUUCAAGUGUCUCCUUCCAUGUCCCCUAAGUCUCUUGUACAAGUCCAAGGCCGAGACACAAGUGAGGCUUCUUCAUAUGUCUUUCUGCUUUAUUUGCCUCCUCCAAGACUUCUUCCCAGUCUUUCUAGCUUCACCUCCCUAUUCAGCUCCACUUCCCUAGUGGGCUCUUGGCCUUCUCCCUCCAGGAAGUUGUGAGAUAAUAAUCAUUAAUCAGGAUCUAAUGCUUUUUGUCUCUCAUGGUGCUUCCUGGUCAGCGUGGUGGGCCAAAAUGUUUGGACAGGGCUCCCCAGUACUGAUAGAGUUCACCUAUUCAAAUAGGACUAGGCAACUCAUCCUACUGCCCAUCAAGUUUUUUUUACCAAGGCUGUGUCAUUAGCACCAGUGGACCUGUGGUUUUCCCUUCUUUAUUUCCCUUCCUUCCUGUCUGAUAUGCUUUGUUCUUACUCUCAUCCCUAAAUAAAUUCUUUUCUAAAUAUUUAAAUUAUAUUUCCCCAGAAACUACAAAGCAAUAUGCUGCCCCAAGUCUUUUAAAUUCCCCAACUUAGGCAAGCUCUUUUCUGCCAAAGAAAAAAGCAACAUCAGGGCCUCCCUGAUGGCACAAGGGGUUAAGCACAGCGCUAUGAAGCAAUCCGCAGCCUCUGCAGCACAAGAGUUCAAUCCCUGGCCCGCCAGGGAGCAACCCACAUGGUGCAGCAGACCUCUCCUGACUCGCCUGCUGCUCCCCUCAGCAGUGUAUUCUGUCAAUCUGCCUGUUCUGCUCCCCACUCUGCCUCUGGUGAAUCCUCUCACCCCCCGCAUCUCUGGCCUGUACCCCAGCACUUGUAUGCAUAAAUAAAUAAAUCUUUAAAAAAAAAAAACCAACAUCAAUUUGAUAUUGAUUAGAUAGUGAGCUAUUUGCCAUCAAAUUUAGUUUGAAAGCUAAGGAUUGUGACUAUCAUCAAACUUUGUAGUGAGCUUUUACUUGAUAAUACUACUAAAUCCUCUUCUUUUUUUUUUUAAUAUAUUGCUCAUGUAAUGUGGUUAUCCAUUCAUACCUAAAAAUAAAUCACCACUGAUUUUGUGUGGUCCAGGUCUCAUUCUCCAAUGUUUGAGACUUCAUCUUGUCCCUGGCAAUGUUGUUGCUAUGGCCCAGGAUGCAGAUGAUACUUACAAAUGUGUAGUAAAAGACAUUUACGUUAGUGCAACGUGCUCCAAAAAGAUGUAGACCUUUUUUAGGACCAGUAUAUAUAGCACAUUAAAUCCAGAUAACCAGAAACUAAUCUGAAUAAUUUGUGAUCGCCUUUUAAAACCUGACAAAUUGCUAUAACAAAUGUCUUUGGGCAAGUAGAGUCUUUUUUUU
This is a messenger RNA of Talpa occidentalis (Iberian mole), 5739 nucleotides long. RefSeq names its product decaprenyl diphosphate synthase subunit 2 (gene PDSS2). The record is from RefSeq and is a predicted model, not a curated record. The coding region runs from base 265 to 1464 and encodes 399 amino acids. Gene Ontology annotation, molecular function: prenyltransferase activity. NCBI's taxonomy places the organism in Eukaryota, Metazoa, Chordata, Mammalia, Eulipotyphla, Talpidae. Gene Ontology annotation, biological process: isoprenoid biosynthetic process; ubiquinone biosynthetic process. Gene Ontology annotation, cellular component: transferase complex; mitochondrion. The transcript has 8 exons.